Carassius auratus (goldfish) is the source of this 1504-nucleotide messenger RNA. RefSeq names its product THAP domain-containing protein 1-like. Lineage: Eukaryota; Metazoa; Chordata; Actinopteri; Cypriniformes; Cyprinidae. The transcript has 5 exons. Gene Ontology annotation, biological process: regulation of transcription by RNA polymerase II. Gene Ontology annotation, molecular function: RNA polymerase II cis-regulatory region sequence-specific DNA binding; DNA-binding transcription factor activity. The record is from RefSeq and is a predicted model, not a curated record. Gene Ontology annotation, cellular component: nucleus. The coding region runs from base 34 to 1467 and encodes 477 amino acids.
GGCUGUGAGGGAUAGCGGUCAGCAGCGUUCACUAUGGCGUAUUGUUGUGUACCGGGAUGCCGGUCGUUUAGCCGUCAAAAUAAAGACAAUACGUCAUUUCACAAAUUUCCACAGGACAGAGAACUUCAGAAAAAGUGGAUUGUUAAAAUUCGACGGGACAUUGGACCUAAUUUUCAGAUUACAAAGAACACACGAGUGUGCUCGAAACAUUUCUCUCCGGAAUGUUUUUCAAGGACACUGACUGGAAUCAGGAAGCUAAAGGGAGGUUCAGUUCCCUCCGUGUUUACAUGGACUCAACAGCCAAACGAAAGGAAAACCUUACGAUCACAAGAAAAAUGGCAUUUAGAGGAAGAACAUGAGGAAGAUGAAAGUUCUACAAAGGAUGGACCAAGCAACGAAGAAUGUCAUGUCACAGAGAUGCCAAACACUGAUCAUGACUAUUGUGUGGAGCCCAUGACUACAGAGGAGAAGCUUGUGGCUGCACAAGAGGAAAUUUCUCGUCUGUCUGCUGAAAAUGAAGCACUCAGAAGUAAUCAGUUUGGCAUUCAGAACUUUAUGGGUAAUCCAAAACUCAUACAGUUUUACACUGGGUUCCCUGACUAUGACACUGUAAGAGCCGUUUUCUUGGCUCUACAGCCCACAGCACAGAGCAUGGCCUCAUGGGCUCAAGUGCAAAGAAUCAAUCAAACAAACCAACACUCACUGAGGGUUGGAUUCCAGGCUCAACAUCUCUCCCUGUUUAAUCAGUUUUUUUUGUUUCUUUGCCGGAUUAGAUUGGGCCUUCUUGAACAAGACCUUGCUGUGCGUUUCAGUGUUUCACAAAGUACAGUCAGUAGAAUUUGUGUAACCUGGGCAAAUUAUUUGUACUUCAUGCUGGGGAGUCUGCCUAUAUGGCCAAGUAGAUCUGCAGUUGAUGAACUUAUGCCAGAGUAUUUUAAAGCUCUCUACCCCAAAACCAGAGUCAUCCUGGAUUGUACUGAAAUUCGAGUCCAAUCUGCCAGCUCUAAGGUACUGAACUCUGAGACUUACUCACACUACAAAGGCACGACUACACUCAAAUCUCUGGUUGGAAUUUCCCCGGAUGGGAGCAUGACUUUUGUGAGCAGUCUUUACACCGGAAGCAUCUCUGAUAAAGAGAUCACCAAGUCAUCUGGCAUUUUGAAUCUUCUCGAAGAGGGUGAUGCUGUGAUGGUAGACAAAGGCUUUUUAAUCAAAGACCUACUUGAUGAAAUUAAUGCCACAGUAGUUAUUCCACCUUUUCUCGGCCCAAGUGGACAGUUCAGCCAUGAGGAUCUUGCACACACACACAACAUUGCUCGUUUGAGGAUUCACAUUGAACGGGCCAUUCGACGAAUCAAGGAAUAUCACAUUUUUGAUCGUGUGAUUCCUUUGUCAUUGGCUGGUUCUGUAAAUCAGCUCUGGACUGUGUGUUCUAUCCUCACAAAUUUUCACGGUCCACUGUUUUGAGUUAACAUAUAAAAACAAAAAAAGUGCACAUGGAAUC